This is a messenger RNA of Diplodia corticola, 552 nucleotides long. Its product is annotated as rhodanese-like protein. The coding region runs from base 1 to 552 and encodes 183 amino acids. Gene Ontology annotation, cellular component: mitochondrion. Gene Ontology annotation, molecular function: thiosulfate-cyanide sulfurtransferase activity. The transcript has 2 exons. The record is from RefSeq and is a predicted model, not a curated record. NCBI's taxonomy places the organism in Eukaryota, Fungi, Ascomycota, Dothideomycetes, Botryosphaeriales, Botryosphaeriaceae.
AUGGCCUCCCGACGAGCAUUGAUGCGCAUCUCCCUGCGCUCCGCGACUGCUUCGUGCCGCGCAGCUUCCUUCCGUCUCGCCGCCGCACCCGCCCGCGCGCCGAGCGCUGCCGCCGUUUUCCAGCCCGCCGCGGCGGUGCAGAAGCAAGUCACUCAGAUCCGAUGGCACUCCGCCGAGCACGGCUCAAAAUCCAAGGUUUACGACUUCAAUGGCAUCAAACAGCUCCUCUCCAACCCGGCCCCGGACCGCGUCCUGAUCGACGUGCGCGAGCCGCACGAGUUCGCGGGCGGCUUCAUCCCGACGGCGCACAACAUGCCGAUCGGGUCGGCGCCCGAGGGCAUCUUCCUGCCCGCGGACGAGUUCGAGGAGCGGUUCGGGUUCCAGAAGCCGACGGCGGGAAAUGAGGUCGUGUUUUACUGCAAGGCGGGCGUGCGCAGCAGCAGCGCGGCGGCGCUGGCGCAGCAGGCGGGGUACGAGCGCGUGGGCGAGUAUAGGGGGAGCUGGCUGGAUUGGUGCAAGAAUGGGGGGGAGACGAGCGAGGGGCCGAAGUGA